This is a messenger RNA of Helianthus annuus (common sunflower), 1615 nucleotides long. Its product is annotated as plant intracellular Ras-group-related LRR protein 6-like. The transcript has 13 exons. Gene Ontology annotation, molecular function: protein binding. Bases 567 to 1346 code for a protein of 259 amino acids. The record is from RefSeq and is a predicted model, not a curated record. Lineage: Eukaryota; Viridiplantae; Streptophyta; Magnoliopsida; Asterales; Asteraceae.
UCCGGUUCUCCCUUCACCCAUUCAUUCUAAACCCUAGCAGCCUCCCUCCCACACAAUUCCUGCAGAUCCAUUUGUUGACGAGUUUCAAAGGUUAGUACACCAUAUUCUUUUGUCUCCCAAUCAUCUCUUUAUUCUCAAAUAAAAUCCCUAAAUUGCUCAUCCUCAUCUGCCGACUAUCACAUACAUCGUUCUAAACCCUAGCCUCUCCUUCACCCCCUAUCUAUCUAUUGCAAUCGGUUUACAUGGAUUAGAUUAAAUCAGACGAAUCAUUCCCAUUUCGAUCAGUGGCGAUCAUGUCUGGAAAGUAGCGGGUGCGUGUGGUGUGUUAUGUUUGGUUGUAGGUCUCCUUAAAGUUUAUCUUACGUUGUAGGAUUUCCAAGAACACUUGAAGAUCUUCAUCUUCUUAGUUCAGGUUAAUGAAGUCAUGGUCGUAAUGGAAAGUGCAAGGGCGAAGCUUCAUAGGAGCCAGGGGAUAUAGGUAACACGUCAGAAUAAGAUCUGAAUUACAUGAAGUGUUAGAUCCAAAUGGUUAUACCUUCAAGCCCGGUUGGAAAGAUAUAUUUGGGAUGAAUGAAAAUGAGUUUGAAUCAGAAAUGAGAAAAGUUUCCAGUGAUCCGAUUCUUGAUCCCCGAAGGAAGGCUUAUCUCAUGCAAAACCUUAUGACCAGGGAAGUGCCAGAUGAGGUAUACAAAAGUCUGGAUGCAGUUGGUGAAGGUGAAAACUGGUGGGAGGCAGUUAAGUUGCAGAAGCUGAUAUUGGCUCAUAAUGAAAUUCAGUUGCUAAAGGAAGACAUAAGAAACUUACCGUUGUUGUCGGUGUUGAAUGUUAGCCAUAAUAAGCUUUCUCACCUUCCAACUGCUAUAGGAGAGCUUAAAUCACUUGAGGCAUUAGAUGUGUCUAAUAAUUUGCUGAAUGAGCUAGCUGAAGAAGUUGGAUCUGCGACUGCUUUGAUAAAGUUUGAUUGUUCCGGCAACCAAAUUAAGGAUCUUCCUUGCUCUCUUGGAAACUGUCUAGAUUUAUCAGAUCUCAAGGCAUCAAACAAUCGCCUCACCAGUUUGCCAGAAGAACUUAGCAAUUAUUCAAAAAUGUCAAAGUUAGAUGUAGAGGGAAAUAAGCUGACAACGCUAUCUGAGAAAUUGGUUGCAUCAUGGACUUUUCUCACUGAACUUAUUGCAGCGAAAAACGCACUUACUGAUAUCCCAGAGAGUAUCGGAAGUCUUUCACGUCUCAUUCGCCUUGACUUUCAUCAAAACAAAAUUGCAUCGAUUCCAUCAUCAAUAAAGGGCUGCUCUUUGUUAGCAGAAUCCAUCGACGACGACGAUUUCUCGGCUAGAUUAGAGCUAUGAUCAUAGCCUAAAGAGAGGGUUUACGUCUUUCUUCGCAUCAUCAUUCCCGAAUUCAUAGCAAGGGUGGCUUUCAAUUUACUUUUUUUGGCUAAAUGUUGCAGAUUUCCCAUGAUUAAUUUGAAGAGUAUGUUUGUUUAUACAUCAUAUAAUGCUUACCUUUUUGUUACGUAUGUAUGCAUAUAUCAAAAUAUGUGAUGUAUGUGGGAUUUGAAAAUAAUAUUAGGGGUUCUGGGAUAGACAAUGGAUGUAUAAGGCUUACUUCUUUGUAA